This is a messenger RNA of Pyrenophora tritici-repentis Pt-1C-BFP, 912 nucleotides long. NCBI's taxonomy places the organism in Eukaryota, Fungi, Ascomycota, Dothideomycetes, Pleosporales, Pleosporaceae. The record is from RefSeq and is a predicted model, not a curated record.
AUGGACGCUCUUCGAGACAUUGAGCUUGAGACGGACUCAGCGUUGAGCUACCAAAUUCUCCGUCACGUACUGGAAGACCAGUUGGAGCUCUUUGAUGAAGAGGAUAAUCUGGAUGGAGACUCUGCUGUCUCGUUCGCCGCAUCAGAAUACAGCAGCGAAGGAUCUGAUAGCGACAACGACCGCGUUCAAAAGUUAACCGUACGACCGCCCAAGAAAGGUCUCAGGUCGAAGCUAUACCCAAAGCCAAAGCCAACCGCCAUGUGCUGUGCCUGCGGUGACGACAAGGAGGAAAAAGUUAGCAUGAAACUCUCGUGCUCGCACAUCUAUUGCCACGACUGCAUCAUCGACCUCUUCAGGUUCUCCAUUCAUCAGGACGCCACUCUCUUCCCUCCCCGCUGCUGCAAAGUACCGACUCCCUUCUACAUCAAUAGCACUUCUGGCUCGCACGAACACUCAUCUGUCCUCCCGGACAAGCUACUCGAAGAAGUCAGGAUCAAGAAGGCAGAGUACGAUUUCGUGCACGCCACUUUCUGCAGUACAUGCGGACGGCGCAUUCCCGAAGAAACGACCAAGGAUAGCACUGCCGAAUGCCGUAGCUGCAACACCGCAACCUGCACAACUUGCAAGAACAAAGCGCACAAGGGUGUCUGUCCUGAAGAUGAUGACACGAAGCUUCUCAUUGCUGCAGCAGAAAAGGUGAUGUGGCAGCGCUGCUCGCAAUGCAAGAACAUGGUCGAGCUAGAUCAUGGUUGUUUCCAUAUCAGUGGAAGACUUGUACCUGCCCGAAGUCCGACGAGGGCCAUAUUAUGGGGCGUAGGCCAGAAGCUCUCGAAGAGGCUCCCGUCGUUUGUCAGCAUGUUUGGAGACCUCAACGUGGUACGGCUUGCGCACGUUGUGAUGGCACUAAUCUGA